UAUGUUUGUGUUUCAUACUCAAUUCAAUUAGAUUAAAUGAGUGGAAGAAGUCGCAAGCAAAAUGGUGCACUAUAUAAACGUGUUGGUUAAAAUUUGUCUUUUUCUCUAUUUGAUACUUCUGACAUCGGCUGUGAAUUUACUAGACUACGAAAUGACGGAUAAAUUAGUGGAAAUCGAUAAGAAUGAUUGGGUUGAGCUCCGAGAUUUGUAUCGGACAGCCUGGCCAGAAAGGAACAUCAUCAGUUACUACAUUCUCGACAAUUUCAUCGGUUGGGUAAAGCAAGAGCCCAAUUUCAAGCAUUUACAUGUUUACAGUUUAAAUGGUGAUUGGAGCGAUGGAACGUUUAUCGUAAUCCACCGCAAUAAAAUGUUCAUCGAUACCUUGAGUUCAUCGACUGAAAGAAUGUUCAAACUACUUCAACUGGUUGAUUAUCGUCACGGAAUUUCAUUCAGUAUGAUCUCAUCGGAUAGUCUUCGUGAGGUCGUAUUGAGAACGGUGGACAACGAAUCACUGAACAUCAAUAAAACUGCCAGGUGGUUGUCGUUUUAUAUGCCGAGAGAAGUGGCUACCAAUUUAGACUUUCACAUUCCAGACGACGUAACAUUGCGACCACUGGAUGAUUCUGACUGCGAAGUAGUCAACAACGCUUUGACGUAUAAAAGUAACGGGACGUUGCAAUUGCUAAAAAUACAACGACGACUGAAUCCGAGUGUUGGGAUGUUCACAACGGAGGGAAAGUUAAUUGCAUGGUCGUUUCAAACGCAAACGGGUUCUAUCGGCGCACUUUAUGUUCAUCCAGACUAUCGCCGUCAAGGCUAUGGAAGCUUAGUCGUCAAAGCACUAAGCAAGAUCAUAGGCGAAAGAGGUGACCAUGUACUUGCUUUUGUAGAAGAACUUAAUAUGCCAGCUAGAAAACUGUUUGAAAAAUGUGGCUUUACGAUUGUUGGAACCAUUCAUCGGAUUGUUACUAGUCCGAUAUUUCCGUUUGAAUGGAUCGAUGUAUUUGAUUAAUAUGUUUUUUGCUCGGUCAAUUUACCACAUUGAUUCAUUAGGAUUGACGACAAAUGUAAAAGAACGAAACGAACAAACAUUGAA
This is a messenger RNA of Bradysia coprophila, 1096 nucleotides long. RefSeq lists its product as uncharacterized. The record is from RefSeq and is a predicted model, not a curated record. Lineage: Eukaryota; Metazoa; Arthropoda; Insecta; Diptera; Sciaridae. Gene Ontology annotation, molecular function: acyltransferase activity, transferring groups other than amino-acyl groups.